ACCACUGCGCGCCUUCUAAACGGAUAAACCUCCUCUGUGUCUUCUUUCUCCAACUCGCCACCAUAGCAACUCAACUCUAAGCUCCAAUAAACAAAAAUGUUAGCAAACCCUAGCAGCAGUAAAAUUACUCUCCAUUGUCCUUCGUCUUCUUCAUUUACACAUUCCACUUCUCGCUGCAAAUUCUUCCUCUCCCCAAAUUGCCCUCGCUCUAUCAAUUCUUCAAAUUCCAAGUUCCGUUCGUUGUCGUUGCUGUUUCCAUCUAAAAUUAAAAAAAGAAGUGAACGGAUUACUUCCCGAGCCUUAGAAGACUCGGAAAUUGCUCAGUCGGUCGUAAUUGAUGGAGCUCAUCAGCCUUUUCCUCAACCUGUCUCUGUUAAAAUUCCGUUUGGUGAUAGACAUAUUUUGGUCGAGACGGGUCACAUUGGGAGACAAGCUAGUGGUGCUGUUAUGGUGACUGAUGGAGAAACUAUUGUCUACACAACUGUUUGUUUGAAUGAUGUUCCCAGUGAGCCUUCUGAUUUUUUCCCCCUUUUUGUAAAUUAUCAAGAGCGUUUUUCAGCAGCAGGCCGAACCAGUGGAGGCUUUUUCAAACGAGAAGGGAGGGCAAAAGAUAAUGAGGUUCUGACGUGUAGAUUGAUUGAUAGGCCUUUACGCCCAACCAUGCCUAAGGGUUUCUACCAUGAGACUCAAAUACUAUCUUGGGUUUUGAGUUAUGAUGGUUUGCAUUCCCCUGAUGCCUUAGCCAUCACAGCAGCUGGCAUCGCAGUAGCUCUUUCAGAAGUGCCAACAACAAAAGUAAUUGCUGGAGUUCGAGUUGGCCUUAUUGGUGAUAGGUUUAUUGUGAAUCCGACCACUGUAGAGAUGGAGAAGUCCGAUCUGGAUUUGGUGAUGGCAGGCACAGACAGUGCAAUAUUAAUGAUAGAGGGUUAUUGUAGUUUCCUCCCCGAAGAAAAGUUACUUGAAGCUGUACAAGUUGGGCAGGAUGCAAUACGGGCUAUUUGCAAUGAGGCGGAGGCAUUGGUUAAGAUGUGUGGUAAACCAAAAAUGUUUGAUGCAAUCAAGUUACCUCCCCCUGAGUUAUAUAAGCAUGUGAAGGAAAUUGCUGGUGAUGAGUUGGUGAAAGUGCUGCAAAUUAGGAACAAAAUACCAAGAAGAAAGGCCCUGUCAUCAUUGGAAGAAAAGGUUAUCAGGAUACUUACAGAAGAAGGAUAUGUAAGUAAGGAUACUAGUUUCGGAGCCACUGAGACAGUUGCAGAUUUACUUGAGGAAGAAGAUGAGGAUGAGGAAGUUGUCGUGGAUGGUGAAGUGGAUGAAGGUGAUAUCCACAUAAAGCCACCAACACGUAAAUCCUCUCCCUUGCUAUUUUUCGAGGUAGAUGUUAAACUGGUAUUCAAGGACGUUACUUCUGAAUUCCUUCGCAGACGUAUUGUAGAGGGAGGAAAAAGAAGUGAUGGGCGAACUCCAGAAGGCAUACGUCCCAUUAACUCAAGAUGUGGAUUACUUCCUAGGGCCCAUGGAAGUACUCUUUUCACUCGUGGAGAAACACAGUCAAUAGCAGUAGCUACACUCGGUGAUAAACAAAUGGCACAAAAAGUAGACAACCUCGUGGACGUGGAUGAAUUCAAGAGGUUCUAUCUUCAGUACUCAUUUCCCCCAUCUUCUGUUGGGGAAGCGGGGCGGAUGGGGGCCCCUAGUAGAAGAGAAAUUGGACAUGGAAUGCUUGCAGAGAGAUCUCUAGAACCUAUAUUGCCCUCUGAAGAUGAAUUUCCAUACACUAUCCGAGUUGAGAGCACCAUCACUGAAAGUAAUGGCUCAUCAAGUAUGGCCUCUGUUUGUGGAGGUUGCUUGGCAUUACAAGAUGCUGGAGUUCCAUUAAAAUGCUCAAUUGCGGGGAUAGCAAUGGGCAUGGUUCUUGAUACUGAAGAAUUUGGCGGCGAUGGAACACCACUUAUUCUUUCUGAUAUAACUGGAUCCGAAGACGCUUCUGGGGAUAUGGACUUCAAAGUUGCUGGAAAUGAGGAAGGAGUAACUGCUUUUCAGAUGGACAUAAAGGUUGGAGGCAUCACUUUACCUGUUAUGAGAAAGGCAUUGCUACAGGCUAGAGAAGGCCGGAAGCAUAUUCUUGCUGAAAUGUUGAAAUGCUCACCUCCCCCUUCUCAAAGGCUUUCUAAGCAUGCCCCUUUGAUUCAUGUUAUGAAGGUCCAUCCAUCAAAAAUUAACAUGAUAAUUGGUCCUGGAGGGAAGAAAGUGAGGAGUAUCAUAGAAGAGACGGGAAUUGAGGCUAUUGACACAGAUGAUGGUGGAAUUGUAAAAAUUACCGCUAAGGAUUUGUCAAGCCUUGAGAAGUCCAAAACUAUUAUCAUGAAUCUUACAAUGGUUCCAACUAUUGGUGAUGUCUAUAGGAAUUGUGAAAUUAAAUCAAUAGCUCCUUAUGGAGCUUUUGUUGAGAUAGCCCCUGGACGCGAGGGACUAUGUCAUAUCAGUGAACUGACUUCCAGCUGGUUGGCAAAGGCCGAAGAUGCUGUGAAUGUCGGAGACCGUAUUGAUGUUAAACUUAUUGAGGUAAAUGAGAAGGGACAACUCCGCCUUAGCCGCAAGGCAUUACUUCCUGAGCCAACUGAGGAGAAUCCCAGCGAAGGAAUUGAAAAUGAUCCAAAUGUUGGUGUUACUGAAGGGCAGAUUGAACAAUUGAAGGAGAAUAGCAAUGCCCCAGAACUUGUAACUUCUCCAAAAAGUAAUACAGGAGACAAUGCCCGAGUUUCCCAAAAGAAACUUCUCAAGAGAUUGGUCAGCUCUGCAAGAGAUGGACCUAAUACCCACAAAUACAGACCUAAAAGAGGCAGCAAUAAAGUAGCCAGCAGCAUUACUACCAAAGAUGAGAAUAGUUUGGUAAAUGGAGAGGCCAAAAUAGGAUAAUGAGCAUGUUUUCUUCUUAAUUUAUUGACAGGGGAUUUGUUGGUCCUUGCUAUGCUAGACGAGCUGCAUCAUUAACUGGAAGCAAAGGAAGUAUUUCAUUGUUGUGUACUGCAAUCCGAAAGCAUUCAAUAAGGCGGAAGGGCUCGUUUUCCGGUGGAAAAGAAAAGCAAUUGAAAAUUGUUCUUGGUUCAUCGUGUAAGAACACUUAUUGCUGCAGCAGAGGAAAGCAAACCAGAAACUUGUAGUAUUCUUCUUAAUUGAAGGUUUCGUGAGCAGAUAUCACUUUUAUUGUUACAUCUCCUAAAUUAUUAGUUAUCUGUUUAUGUAAAAUUACUCAUUAAUUGGAUGGUCAUCUCAUGAUAAUGAUCUGAACAUAAUCAUUUUAUGCUGUUUUAUUUGAUUUUUUAUUCAUGUA
Messenger RNA from Mercurialis annua (annual mercury), 3331 nucleotides. Its product is annotated as probable polyribonucleotide nucleotidyltransferase 1, chloroplastic. Bases 97 to 2916 code for a protein of 939 amino acids. NCBI's taxonomy places the organism in Eukaryota, Viridiplantae, Streptophyta, Magnoliopsida, Malpighiales, Euphorbiaceae. The record is from RefSeq and is a predicted model, not a curated record. Gene Ontology annotation, biological process: mitochondrial mRNA catabolic process; mitochondrial RNA 3'-end processing. Gene Ontology annotation, molecular function: RNA binding; polyribonucleotide nucleotidyltransferase activity; 3'-5'-RNA exonuclease activity. The transcript has 25 exons. Gene Ontology annotation, cellular component: mitochondrion; cytosol; chloroplast stroma.